AUGUGCGAUGUCCAGUGUGGGCCAGCUGCCAGAUGGUGGAUGGAGGAGCAGAAGAACAACGUGAACCUGCUGCUGCUGCUGCAUGUGGCCACUUGGCUCCACGACGACGACCACCACAACAACAGCCAUGGCGUCUCCUCAGGCAAGGUCCACCGUGGCAUGUGGAUUGUGUGCUCAGAGCAUUGCGGCCAUCGUAUGCGACAGCAGCAGUGUGUCAGGCCAACGGUGAUCAAGACCACACUCAUGAUCGAAGACGAGACGGUUGCUGUCGAACAUCUUGCUGAGAUGUCAUCAGGCGAGCUGGCAGACAUUGUACGCCAGGGCGGGCACUCCGUUGAAAUCGUCUCACUGCCACAGCAGCGUGAAGAGCAGCAGGAAGGCAUGUCGUGCACCUCGUGCGUGCCCAACAUUGAGGGCGUAUGCGCCAGCGUGCACAGCAAUGUGUUGUGUGGGCCUGCUCGCUGGCACCGCGCCGGUGAAGCCCUGCAGCCAUCAUCGCCAGCAUCGGCGAGAAACGCAAACACCAGCACAAGGCAUGACGGCCGUGCCCGGUGUGUUCAAAUGGUGCAUGUUGAUGAUGCGUCGCGCCGUGUGGAAAUCAAGCACGAGACCUACGCGACAUGGUCACACGUGUGUGUGUGUGUCGCGCUGAAGGAUGCUGGGGUACGCGGCGGAGCUGGAACACGAAUCACCACCCACAGGAGCGAGAUCCGCUUCUGCCCCAUCACCUUCAUCUCCACCAUGCACGGCGCUGCCAACAUGAAUGUGACUCUGACUGGUGGUGGCGACCUCUUCUUUGAGACCGGCAUUCUCCCUCUUCACCUUUGUUUCGCCCGGGCGAUACAUCGAACACCUCGCCACAGGGAACACCUCCAGCCUGCUGAAGGAAGGUAUAGUCAAGGCAACCGCGUGGAGGAGCGAAUUGACACCGACUGGUGCAGCGCGGCGACGACCUGA
Salpingoeca rosetta is the source of this 957-nucleotide messenger RNA. RefSeq lists its product as uncharacterized. NCBI's taxonomy places the organism in Eukaryota, Choanoflagellata, Craspedida, Salpingoecidae. Bases 1 to 957 code for a protein of 318 amino acids. The record is from RefSeq and is a predicted model, not a curated record. The transcript has 7 exons.